AAUUAUACACACUUUGUAAAUGCCGAUGGUAUCUUCUUUAACAUUAAGUUUAUUUAAGUGAAAAUUAUUUUUGCUAAAAAGAAAUCAGCAGUUCCUAGUAUUGCGAAUAAUGAUAUCAUUAACUUCUAUUGUCAUUCUUUUUUUCACUGAAGCUGUAGUGCCAGUAGAAAAGAAACCAAGAAGAAUGAAUGCUGCUGCUGCUUCACCAAAACUAUCUACUUGUCAGUGGGUUUUCGGUAAUGGAACCAUUGCCUCAAUGCCAAAAAAAUGGACUCCAGUCUAUGCUCUUUCUUCACAAUCUUCAACCUCAUCAUCUAGUCAAACAUCAUCAUAAAUCUUUUCCCUUUUACCAAAUUAUCUCCAGAUGUGUUCUACCACAUUUUUUCCCGUCCUCCAUUUAUUUUCAUUUUUCAACUUUCCUUUCUUUUCUCAUUGCCAGCUGCUUCUCUGUUUCUUCAUCACGAACAUGUUUUUGUCACUUAUCACUUAUCACCCUGUCUGAUUAUCAAUCAAGGCUCUAAAGUCUCUUUAAAUUGCUCAAUAUCUUGUGGUCUGAUGCUGAGUUUCAUUUUUUAGCGACCUCGGUUUUGGAUCCAAUUGUUUUCAAAAUAAAUU
This is a messenger RNA of Caenorhabditis elegans, 615 nucleotides long. RefSeq lists its product as uncharacterized. The coding region runs from base 110 to 334 and encodes 74 amino acids. The transcript has 2 exons. NCBI's taxonomy places the organism in Eukaryota, Metazoa, Nematoda, Chromadorea, Rhabditida, Rhabditidae. The record is from RefSeq and is marked reviewed.